This is a messenger RNA of Phascolarctos cinereus (koala), 12419 nucleotides long. It is a transcript of the gene PRUNE2, whose product is annotated as prune homolog 2 with BCH domain. Gene Ontology annotation, cellular component: cytoplasm. Gene Ontology annotation, molecular function: pyrophosphatase activity. The record is from RefSeq and is a predicted model, not a curated record. Lineage: Eukaryota; Metazoa; Chordata; Mammalia; Diprotodontia; Phascolarctidae.
UGGGUAUAGGGGAAUAAGGAGAGGGGAGAGAGCUGAGGCAGCAGAGGCAGCAGCGGGAGGUAGCACAGCUCCUGCUGCGCCCUUCCUCCUGCCCUCCCUUAGUGCGUGGAACUUUUCCUUAAUUCACCUCACUUCACUCCAUCCCUGUCCACCCCUCUCUCUCCUUCCCCCAAGGAUUCCCCUUUUCCCCCAACAACAUGGAAGAAUUUUUGCAACGAGCCAAAUCCAAACUGAAUCGGAGCAAACGCUUGGAAAAAGUCCAUGUGGUUAUUGGACAUAAGACAUGUGAUCUGGAUUCACUUAUUUCUGCCUUCACCUAUGCUUACUUUCUAGACAAGGUCAGUCCCCCUGGUGUUCUGUGCUUGCCAGUGCUAAACAUACCAAGAACAGAAUUCAACUACUUCACUGAGACAAGGUUUAUUUUAGAAGAGCUAAAUAUCUCUGAAUCAUUUCACAUUUUCCGAGAUGAGAUUAAUCUACAUCAUCUAAAUGAGGAGGGGAAAUUGUCAUUAACACUUGUUAACAACAAUGUGCUGGCCAGUGAGGAUAAAACUUUAGAAUCUGCGGUUGUCAAAGUCAUUAAUCCAGCUGAACGAUGUGAUACGGGCUUUGAGUUCCAGGAGUCUUCUUCCUCCCUUGUGGCAAAAGAGAUUCUUCGGGAGGCCCCUGAGUUAGUCACUGAACAACUGGCUCAUCUCCUCAGAGGGAGUAUUAUUUUCAACUGGAUGUCCAUGGAAUCUGAGAAGAUGUCAGAGAAACAAGAAGAAAUUCUUUCCAUUCUAGAAGAGAAAUUUCCAGAUUUGCCUCCAAGAGAAGACAUUAUCAGUGUUCUGCAAGAGACCCAAUGCAAUGCUCAGGGCUUAAGUAUUGAACAGACAAUGCUGAAGGAUCUGAAGGAACUGUCAGAUGGAGAAAUAAAAGUAGCAAUUAGUACUGUGUACAUGACCCUUGAGGACUGUAUGUUUCAUAGAAACAUUGCCACUGAUCUGAAGAUUUUUACCGAAAAGUAUGGCUUUGAUGUACUCAUCCUUUUGGCCACUUACUUAUCAGAUGACCAACAGACAAAACGUCAAAUAGCUGUAUAUUCAGAAAACGUGGAGUUGUGCAAUCAGAUCUGCUGUGAACUGGAAGAGUGUCAGAAUCCUUGCUUGGAGCUGGAGCCCUUUGAAUGUGGCUGUGAUGAGAUCCUGGUGUAUCAGCAGGAGGACCCUAUGAUAACUUCUGAUCAGAUGGUUCUCCUUGUCAAGGAAGUCAUUAACAGGAGGUGUUCAGAAAUGGUCUCCAACAGCCGGACAUCCUCCACUGAAGCUGUGGCUGGGAGUGCACCACUUUCUCAGGGAUCUUCUGGCAUCAUGGAGUUGUAUGGCUCUGAUGUAGAACCACAGCCCAGCUGUGUGAAUUUCAUAGAAAACCCUCAAGACCUUAAUGGCUCCAUCCCAGCUCAGGUGGAUGUCAAUGUAGACCUUGUGAGCCCUGAUAGUGGGUUGGCAACCAUUCGGAGUAGCCGUUCUUCCAAGGAGAGCUCAGUUUUCCUAAGUGAUGACAGCCCAGUUGGUGAAGGUGCUGGGUCUCAUCAUAGCCUCCUCCCAGGGUUUGAGUCUUAUAGUCCCAUCCCUGAAGGAGCAAUAGCUGAGGAGCAUAAACCACAGUCUGGAGAAGAUGGUGAACAUUUUGAUCUUUUCAAUUUUGACCCAGCACCCAAUGUUUCCGUGCAAUCUCAGUCAUCUUCCCGUUCAGCUGACUAUUCCCCAGCAGAUGACUUCUUUCCCAACAGUGAUUCAUCAGAAGGACAGCCACCCACAGUGCCAAAGGGGCUUGAGGAGAUGAAUCUAUUAGGGAAUGACGUGGCUAAUUACUCAGCAGAUUUACUGAUGACAGUGGAUGAAAAAGAUAGCCUUCUGGAAUUUGAUGGGGAAUUUGCCCAGAAGCAAGAAAGCCCUGGGGACCUCUCAGAAAGAACUUUGAGCCUCACUGAUUUUGUGGGAGAUGACUCUCCUCCCUCUGAAAGGCUGAAAAGCAUUGGGACGAGAGUCCCACCAACUCCAAUGAACAGCUUUGUGGAAAGCUCACCACUCACAGAGGACCCAGCCUUGCUCUUCCCAGAAGACAUGCUUCAAAAAAUAAAUGACUUAGAUGGCACAGGGCCUACUCAAAUGCGUACGAGGUGCAGCAGCUGGUGGGGUGGUUUAGAAAUUGACUCCAAAAAUGCUGCCCUUCUGAACACUGACACAUGGAGUUCCAGUGAACAGGAAUCUGUCUUCCAGAGUCCUGAGUCCUGGAAAGAGCACAAAGCAAGCCCCAUUGAUAGGAGGGCCUCUGAUUCUGCGUAUCAGCAAAAGCAGUCAAGACAUGGUGAAUACCCAAAGCUGGAUCCCUGGGAGAGCCAACUUGAGCAAGAGACUGUGGGUAGCACGGAUACCCGCCACCAAAGUGAGGACGAUCCAGAACACCAGAAACUGCCUUCUGAGAAAUCAGAUCUAUCACAUGCUUCCCCCCAGGGAACAUGCCACUUGAUAGAAGACUUUGCUGCUGUGUGGCAGCCCAGCUCACCUUCUGCAAUGGAAAGAGAUCCAUGGGAGAAUCCUGCAAAUGAUAGUGGUGGACAUGUGGAUUCCGAGCCUUUCCCUACCUGGACUAAAUUUAGUAAAGAAGACAGCACCAGUGCUCUGAAAAAGGCCUGGAAUGUGCAUCAGAUGGACAGAAAUCUGCCUCCCAAAAGGGACCAUGAUGAGUGGGCUGUGGCAAAGAAAGACUUUUCUUUUUCUGCAGAUUUCCCAUCAGAGAAUUUGCCCCAAACUCCAAAUAAUCAAGUGACUUCAGAAGCCUGGAAUGAGAGCAAAGGUGACACCAACAACAUGCACAUUGAGUCUGGGAAUCCUAGUCUUGAUCCUGACAUUAUAUGGAAUAAUUCCAAGCUGCUUAGGGAAAAUCAGGAUGGGUUUAAUGGUUCUGAGAUCAGGGAGAAAUCAUUUGAAAAGGUAAAUACCUGGAACUUGUAUGAAGAGAAUGAUAAGGAAGGAGCUCCAGCUCCCUGGGAAGAUUCUUUCUUAUCAUAUAGGUGCUCAGACUUUAGCACAUCCAAUGUCGGUGAAGAUUUAGUUGCUUCUGAAUUAGAUACUAACUAUUCUACAUCAGACUCAUAUAUAUCACCUACGUUUGUAGGGGAGGAGAAAGAAACCGAGGACAAAACUUUUGAUCAUGAUGUUAACAUAGCUGCACAGAAGACCUCACUGAAUAAGUCAGAUGAUGCUGAGAAUCUUUCUCAGCCAAUGGAGCCUCCAUCCUACAGAAACAGAAUUGGUUCAGGCCCCGGGACCCUAGAGAUGUGGACAACACAAACACCAAAUGAGAGCCAGAUUGUGACAGUUGAUUCAGAAACAAAUGUCCCUUCAAAUCCACAUAAAGAUUUGCUCAAGUUAGAAUGCCCAGAUAUUAAAAAUCUCUCGGCUGAGGAUGAUGCUGGGGAAAGCAGCCAAUCUAGUUAUGAUGAUCCUAGAAUGAUGCAGAUGUAUAAUGAAACAAACCGACAACUGACCCUUAUGCAUAGUGGCACAGACCACAGGCAAGCAGCUCCUGAGAAUACUGACUCGUGGAAUAGAGUUAUCCUUGAGGACACACAAUCGACAGCAACUAUUUCAGAUCUAGAUAAUGAUUUAGACUGGGAUGACUGUAAUGGGGGAAUGGAGACUUCCAGAGAAGGGCAAAUCCAAGGAUACAUGCAUGAAGUCAUAGAACCAGAAACUCGAUUUUCAGUGAGGCAGCUAGAACCAUGGAGUGUUGAGAGUCAGGAAGACAUUCAAGUAGGAUGGGAGCACCAUAUGCCUUACAGUGCCUCUGAGGAAGGAAAAGAUGCCACCUUCAAUGAAUUAAAUUCAUUAACUGGGAAAAGUGGACAGCAAAUCUUUAGCAAUAUUUGGGAUACAGUCAUGAAAGAUGACAAUGUGUCAUCCUUAGUACUGCCUGACCCAUCACACAUUGUAGAUUCAGAUGAAAACAAAUCACCAUGGGGAACUUUGAGUUCCUCAGAAAAUGUUAAGGACAUCAACAUCCCAGAUAAGCUAGAAAUCUUAGAAAAUGAGCAGGAAGAAGCAUUUACACCUGUCACCCCUCUGGCUGAUUCUGUUAACCAGGAAACACAGGAAAGUACUUCAGUGAGCAAUGAAGGAUUCUUUGCAACAAGUCCUGAGAAAAAAGAACAUCCUGACCAUCUGGACAUAUGGAAGGACCAGAGUUAUAAACACAGUGAAGAUGAGAAUAACAUACAAGAAAAUAUUGAUAAAGAAUAUUUAGUUGAAGAGGAUACAAGAAGUUCUGAAGUAUAUAGUGCUUCAGGAAGUUCAGAAAGAGAAGAAGGUGACUCAGAACUCUAUUCUCCUGUUGCAUUUGAAAAUCAAGGGACUCAUGAUGACUCUGUUAAAACUAUCUCUCCUUCAGCUGCAUCUAGUUCCCAUACCAAUGAAAUCUCAGAGGAUCUAGUAGAACUCCAGGGCAAUACUACUAACCAAGGGACCAAUGAUGCACAAGCAAAAGCUUCUACAAAUAAUCUAAAGAUAAAUAAUGCCUGUGAGAAGCAUUUAGUGGAUCAGGGAAAUUCAGUUGACACUGCUAACAUUUUAUCUAUUCAGAAUCAAGCUGCAACAGAUCAUUCAUUAUCUGAAAUGAGUCUUGAGAAAAAUGAGACAUAUAAAAUUUUGGGAUUAGAGAGUGUAUCCAUAGAGAAAGUAGAUAAGGCACCUCUUCUUAAAAGUCCCCAGAGUCUUGACAUUUGGAAUGCAUAUGUAGGUGGUGACACUCAAUCCAAUGGAACAAGUCUUGAAAUAAAUGAAGACCGUGAAAUGAAAAGUAUUGAAAACCAUCUUGCUACAGGCCGUUUUCAAAUGGGAAAUGGUGAAGAUGAUGUUGUAUCCAGUGAGUACACACACUCGAGUGCAUCAAGCCCUGAUCUAAGUGAUCCAUCUGCUUCUAUACCCAGCUUGGGUGAUGUGAAGACCACAGACUCUCAGCAAAAGAAUCAAGAUGACUGGAGCACAGGGAAUAAUAAAGACUCUGAACUUGUUACCACUGAUGAUCAACCAGAAAUGGUACCUGAAGUAGGAGACUUACAGGGGAAAAUGAUGGAUGAAUUCCAAAAAGUUGUCAAUCAUAAAGUUCCUAAAACUUUAGAUAUCUGGAAUGCCCAAGCAGAGGAUGAUGACUCCCUCUCUUCUUUUUCAAGUCCUGAUGGAGGCAACACUCCUCAAAAUUCAGGAUCUCAGGAAGGAAGUUCAGCAGUUAGCUAUUACCAAAAAAAUGAGCAUGAAAUUCCUGAAACUGCACUCAAUAAUGAUACUAAGUCCAUUACAACAAGCUCAGGGAUUAAUAGCAACUCUAAUGGUGAGGAUAAAUUGGAAAAAGAAGUUCAUUUGAUCACUUCCCAAGCAGAUUUGCAGAAGGAUUCUAGGAUAUGGAAUAUAUUUAAUGAAAAAAAUGAAUGUUUGACUAUAGCUGGCCAUGAAAAUCAGGAAUUUUCUGAAUAUAGAGAUUCCUGGGAAACAACCAAAGGUGAGAGUCAAGGAAGUCCACCUUAUGAAGAUCAAAGCAGUCCUGAUCAUUGGAAUUUCUCACCUGUAAAUAAAAAUGAGGAACAGGCCAUUGGAUUUAGUGAGGAGGCAAAAUGUUCUCCAGAGAUGCUGAAGACUGAACAUGCAACUAAAGAGGCAUCGUUGCAAAUGUCUCCUAAAAAUGAGUCAGAAGUAAAGCCUAAAUCCACAGUGGAAACUCUUGGAUUUUCAGCUGAGAGAGCAGAAUGGUGGAACACCUUGCCCCAGAAAAAGAGCCCUGAAGAGAUGAAACCUUCUGACUCAGAUAGUGUUUUAGAAGAGACCUCUUCUGUAUGCCAAAAGGUGGAUCCAUGGAAUGCACCUAUUCAGGGUGAUCUUGAAUCCAAAGAAGCACUUCAUGUUGAUCCUUUCACAGAUGAAAACCAGCCACCCUUUCAAGGUGACAAUGAAGAAAGCUAUGAACCAUCUUGGAAUAUCCAACCAACUCAGAUGGUCUCAGAUUCUGUACAGAUAGAGCAGUUUGAUGAGUGUGUCCCAAGCCAAGAAGAAAAGGAUUUGAAAGAACAACCAUUCAUACCAACUGCUACUAAUGAGCUUGUGCCUGAGCCAUACUCAGAACAAUGUCAAGACAGAGUACUACCUGCUCUGGAUCAGCCAGAUUCAGAACUUACUAAUGCAAAUGACUCCAUUGCCAUCAGUCCUUCCUCUCAAAUGACAAUGAAAUCUAGUCCUGGAUGGAGUAGUUCCCCACCUGGUGGGGUUCCUCAAGAUACAUUUUUCCCAGAUAUUUUGCAUGAAAAUUUCCAAGAAGGUAGGCAGAUUAUCUCAGCCAUGCCUGACCUGUGGACUGACACUGAGCAGCCCCUCAGCCUGAAAGCAGACGGUGAAAAUCCAGACAUAUUGAAUCACUGUGACCAGGAGAGUAACUCCCAGUCUUCUACCAGUCCUGAUGUGUGUCAUGAAUAUGAAAUGAAGGAAGAGCCUGGGCAGCAUCUUGCCCAAGCUUCAGCCAGCCCUAGAGGUGAAGCUAGUGAGUUUUAUCUCACCAAAUCAGAGGGGAAUCAAGAAACUGCUCUGAUUCCUAGACAGACGUUUGCCAUUCACAAUGUGGAAAUGCAUCCUGAAAAACAAUUUUCCUUGCAUUCAGACAAUGAACAAGCAAAUGUUGACAGGCUAGUCUCUCCCAGAACUUCCUCUGAACCUUCUGAACUGGUUGGUGACAAUGAAGAGAACUUAGAAGAAUUCAAAAGUGAAACCACCCUAGAAAUAGCAUCAGGUUUAGAACCAGUGGAAAUGGAAGAUUUGGCUGUUGAAAACAUGGGAGCUUAUGCUAUCAUAACUUCCCAGGCACCAGCUAUUAUUAAGGUGAAUAGCUCUUGUAUAACAGGUGAUAUCUUUUCUGAAAGUAAAAAAGAUACAAAUGCCUUGAUUAGCAGUGAACAUCCUUUAAGUGGUGAGGAGCCAGACGCCAACAUUGGGAUCCUAACAGCCACAAGCCCUUUUUAUGAUAGAAAUGAGGCUAUUAAAGGACACAGUUUGAAUGGUGCAAUGAACACUUCAGAUGGAACAAUGAAGGACACGGAAAAAUCACCAUUAGAAGAGAACAACCCUGAAAACUCUACAGGAAGACAAACUAUCUGUCUCUCAGCAACCUCUUGGGGUGAUUUUGAAGAGAGCUCAAUGGUUACAAAUUUUGAUAAAGAAGCAAUAAAAGAGCCUGAACACUUCCAUUAUGGUGGCGAGGCUCUCCUGGAGGAGACUUCCACCAAACAUCCACUUGUGCCAUAUACGCCUCCCUUUGAUUUAUCAUUUCUCACAGAGGCACCCCAAAGCUCCAUGCAAGAGAAGGAAGUGCUCUCAGCUGAGGAACAGUCUUCUGACAGUGAAAUGGAAGAAUUACUGUUCCCUGCGCCACUGUGUAGAAAAGAUACCACAAGCCAUUCAGAGAAAAGAGACGGUAAGGCCAGGCACCAGUUGCUUGAAUUAUAUAUACGGGAAGAUCCUGAACCAACAUCCCUGCCAUUAGAAUCUGGUUCCAAUCUUGGGUCAGCUCUUUCUUCCAAUGAAGUAGAAUCACGUAAUUCUGAUUCACCAGCAGGUGGAGACAUGAGACCACCUAAUGGUGUUAUCCAAAACCCAUUAGACUUUGAAGUAGAAUUUGUUUCUAGCAAGGAUCCUGAGCUAAGAACAGGAAAUAAGGAAGACGCAUGUAUGGAGAUGAAUGAGGAUUCAAGUGCACUACAAAUGGAUUAUAUUCUUGUUGACCGUGAAGAAAAUUUCUCUGAAAGGAAGGUUACCCUUGAGCCAAGAGAAAGUAAAUCCCAAUUACAAGAAGUCAAUGUUGGAUCAGAACAAAUGGAGCUUCCAGGAGAGUUUUCAGCAUCCUCCCAGGAUAUAUUACAGUCAGUUGCAACAAAUGAAAGGAAAGGCCAGUCUGCAGUGGGACCUUUAAUAGAGAAUGGUUCUUACAUUGUGCUUCCAAGACUGGAAGGUGAAAGGAGACCUCUAGAAAGCCCUGGGCAAGACCCAAAUUGGAUGGUCUUAGGCCAAAGUGAGGUUUACAAUGCAUCAGCUGAAGAGAGUUCCAGACAAACAGAAACAGUGGCCUUGAGGUCUGGACAUUCUGUCAUGGCUGCAGAUCAGAUUCUGAGAGAAGCUGAACAGACUCAAGUCUGUGCAGAGACAAGAAACAGUAGUCCUCAUGAAUCUUCAAGAAUGGAUAAGUCCUCUUGCCAGGGCAGCCUGGCAAGGAAGAAUAAGAAUAAGAACGUAAGUGAGGCGGAUGGAGAUGCUCUUUUGCUAAAGGUGGUUGCCCAUGACAAUGAAUGGGAAAUGCUUUCACCGCAGAUUUCUGAAGGUAGUGUGGCCCCAGAAAAGGAUAUGGAGGAGGAGACAGAGUUUCUUGACUCCGAAACAACAGAACCGAGCCCAAGAGGAACACUAGCAGAUGAUGUAGGAAUGGAUAUCCCCUUUGAAGAGGAAGAGCUAAGUCCCAAUUCUGCAGACAUGAGACCUGAACCACCUAAUUCUCUGGAUCUUGAGGGCUCUCACCCCCGGAGGAUAAAACUCACAGCCCCAAAUAUCAACCUUUCUCUGGACCAGAGUGAAGGAUCUGUUCUCUCUGAUGAUAACCUAGAUAGCCCAGAUGAAAUUGACAUCAAUGUGGAUGACCUGGACACCCCUGAUGAAGCCGAUUCUUUUGAAUACACUGUCCAUGAGGACCCAGCAGCCCUCCAAGAUUCUGGCCAGGAGGCAGAGUCCAUCCCAGAAUACACUGCUGAGGAGGAGCGGGAGGACAAUCGAUUAUGGAGGACCGUCGUGAUCGGGGAACAGGAGCAAAGGAUUGACAUGAAAGUUAUAGAGCCUUACAAAAGAGUCAUUUCUCAUGGAGGAUACUAUGGGGACGGUCUAAAUGCCAUCAUUGUGUUUGCUGCCUGUUUUCUGCCAGACAGCAGUCGGGCUGAUUACCACUAUGUCAUGGAAAAUCUUUUCCUCUAUGUAAUAAGCACUUUGGAGCUGAUGGUAGCUGAAGAUUAUAUGAUAGUCUACUUGAAUGGAGCAACCCCAAGAAGGAAGAUGCCUGGACUAGGCUGGAUGAAAAAAUGUUAUCAGAUGAUUGACAGAAGGUUAAGGAAGAACUUGAAAUCAUUCAUCAUUGUUCACCCAUCUUGGUUCAUCAGAACAAUCCUUGCAGUGACACGACCUUUUAUAAGUUCAAAAUUCAGCAGCAAAAUACAAUACGUCAGCACUUUAUCAGAGCUCAGCGAGCUGAUCCCAAUGGAAUGUGUCCAUAUCCCAGAGAGUAUCAUCAAGUACGAUGAAGAGAAAUCUUAUAAGAGAAGUGUGAGACUGGAUGAAGAGCUGAGGGAAGCAUCUGAAAGAGCUAAAGCUAGCUGCCUUUCAAAUGAUCCAGAAAUGUCUUCUAUGGAGCAGGAUGUUGACAUGAAGCUGAAAGAAAAACUGUAGCUGGUGGGGGUUUGCAGGAGAAGAUGAUUCCUGAAUUGAAGCCCUUCUAAAACACAUCUACCUAGAAGAGAAGAGAUGACUGAUGACUCACUUUGCACUAUCUGGUGCCAUUGGAAACUUCAUGGUGGAGGUGGGGGGAAGCAGUGGUGAUUUUUUUUCAUUUAACCAUAGUUUUUAUGUAAUUGUGUGUGUGUCCAAUUAAGUUAUUAUCCUGUGAUCAUGAACCUCAUGUGCUCUUUAGUUAAACCCUCCCAAGAAAGUGGAGAGUUCCAUUUUUAUGCAUUGCUGACUGCAAUAUCUCUCACCUCCAUCACUACCCUCAACCUCUUAGAUAAGCCAGACAGGAGUAUUAAGAGAUAAGGCACUUUAAUUCCUCAGAUUACUUCUUUUCCUUCAUAAGCAUUUUAGACGAAGACGAUUUCAUGUCUUCCUCUGUUAUACUUAGCCCUAUCUACAAAGCUUUCCCUGCUCACAUUAGUCCAUAGGUCACAAUACAGGGUGUGGAAUCCUGAACUGCAUAGCUCAACAAUUAGUGAGCAUCCCUUAAAGGAACUUCCCAGAAAAAAAUUCUUGUUUGAACCCAAACCAAUUUUGUUUCUUAUUUGUCUCAUCUGACAGCUUUAUUUUUUCUUAAGAUGUGGUCUUUUAAAAAACUGUUCAUCGCACAGUGCCUAAGGAUGCAUUCUAAUGUUGGGGAAGGUGAAAUGCAACAUGUGCAUGGUUUUGCGGGUACUGUGGUAGCUUUAGUCCUUCAGUCUGGACCCUCAGCUUACUGUGGGUCCUGUUGUCUGAAAAUAUUAACAGCAUACAACAGCAAACACAGAAUAAGUGAACCACUCAUAAAAACAAAUCUGCUGUAAGAUUCUCUCCUUUGACUAUAGACUUAAAAUGUGCUCUUAUUUAUAAAAAAUAAUUCCUUCAUAUUUUAUUGACAUGUUCCAUUUUACACGGCAACUUUAUUUUGAAUUUGUAUUUUGAAUUUUAAUUUAAAUAUCAUGCACAUUUUUGUUUUGUUCAUUUGUAUUUAAGUAUGUAUUUACCCAAUAGAAUACAUGAGAAAACAUACCUAAAUUUAUUUUCUGUUUUUAUAAAUGAUAUAAAUCCCUUUUAUACCAUUUGAGAGUAAAAUGCAUAGUCUUUUGAAAAAAGAUGGCAAACUACUGAUCACAAAAAUGUUGGUCUGGCAGUAUUUAUUUACAUGGCCAAAAUGGAGGGUAUCCUUAAAAAGCCUUUAAUGUACAACAUUUGAUGCUAAUCUCACUUUUUUUCUGUAUAUGUGUUCUUAACUUCCAAUACUACCUAUCAUGUGUGGGCUAGAAUGAAUGAAAGUCAUGGAAAUAAAGAGUUUCUACCCCAGUACUGCUGUAAUUAAAGAAUUGAAGAGGAUUCCAGUUUUGAUGCCAUGGAAUGAUGGUUCUUUACCUUUUCUGGGAGAGACUUUUAGAAUCUCAAAUACUCAAAUGGAUCUAUGGUCACAUCAAUUUGGAAGUUCUCCUCCCCACCCCCAACCCUCACCAUAAUGAUGCCCAUCACAGUGCCUCUGUGGCUUCCCAUCCUGGACAACUUUUGUCCAGGUCCUCCCAUAAGUUUACUAUGGAGUUCUGCCCAACCUUUGGAUAUCAAAUUGAAUUUAACAGCCUCCUUUUUGCAACUUUUAUUCCUAACUUCUCUUUUCUCUAUAAUCAGCAGACUUUUCCUUUCUUAUCAUCUCUAGACUUUUCUGUCUUUUCCCAUUCCCUAGCCAAGACCUGUCAGUCCUGGUCCCUCAUUUUUUCCAAAUACUUUAGAUUCCAUACCCAACCCUACCUCACACCUCCAAAAAUUCCUGCCCUAGGAAGCACUGGCAAUCCCAGGCUAUUGUAUUUCAUAUCUGGAAACCAAGUACAAUUCUGGGGAGAUAAACUUGAAGACACAUAUAAAUUGGUAGAAGGCAGAGGUCAUUUCCAACUAAAGAAUAAGCUAAGAUCUCACCAUUGGACAUUGCUUUUGAUUCAUCCUGACGAUGUAUUUGAAAGAGCCCUUCUAAUCCACAGUUGUAGGCUUUUUCUUCACUGACUCUACCUUGGAUAUCUUUACAAGUCAGUGGCUUUCCUUGGGCUUCUCCAUUGCUUGCAUGCCAAUUCUGAUAUUUAGUUCUUUGCUUUUAUAUUCCACUAAAAAAAUAGACAAAUUAAUUCUGCUCUCUGGAAGAAAGGUACUGUGCAAAUUCAAUCCAAAAAAAUCCAAGGAGUUGAAAAUAAUACCUAAAUGUAUGGAUAUCUUAUACUGACCUUCACAUUCUGAUCAGUUUUGCUCUCUGGUUGACUUUUGGAAACUGCCUAGCACUUUACCUGUGAGUCAGUGAUUAAAAGAAUGGAAGAUUUGGGGGGGACAACAUUAUUGCCUUCAAAUGAUGCUGUUCCCCACAAAACACUUCCCUUAAAUGAACAAGUGGAAACGUUCGUGGCCUAGGCAAUCAGACAGUGAGAAACUUUGUUUGAAGGCAGCAGCUGGGUGUGGGGGGACAUCCUGAAGCUCCUAUUGAAGCCAUAUAAUGUUUAAAAAUAGGUUUGACAAUAAGACCUACCUGAAGGCUUAUUAGAAAGCCUGCUCAUAGGUCUCAUCUUUAAGAUAUCUUAAAUAUUCAACUAUGGUAAUAUGUUUGCAGUUAUAUCAACGCCUCUCAGUAGUUGAUUCACAUAGAAACACUUAGAAUUGCACAAAUUAAUCUUUUAUAUACAAAUGGGUUUUUCUACUAUGUAUCAGUUUGCUCAGAAUAAAGUAUAUCUAAACUAUUAGAUUUUGAUUUGGUAAAAUAUCUAUUUACGUGUAACAAUGCUGCCUAAAUUGUAUAGAAUAACCAAUACAGAAAUAUGUAAUAACAUUGUAUGUAUGGCCUCUAUAUAAUUCUGAAAUAAAAGCUAUAAUCUCAGA